AUGAGCCAAGUUUUUCAAGAAUAUGUAGAUCCAAUCCAUGAAGCGAUUGAUGAUUUGUUUCUUCCAACACUCUUUGGGCAAGUAGAACCGCUCCCCGGUGAGCUACGUCAGCUUUUCACGUUGACACCAGCGCAAGGCGGCCUUGGUAUACCAGACUUGAGAAUAGAUGCCCCACAGCAGUAUGCUGCAUCAACAUCUAUAACAACUUCGCAUGUUGAAUCCAUCGUUACACAAAGGCCCUUCAAGACGAAAGGCGACGUAUCCACAGAAGAUCGUAAAAUUUACCACCAGUCACUUAAAACGGCUUCCGUCAAAGCAAGAAUGGAAACUAUUGACUCUUCUCUGUCUAAUGAGCUCAUGCGUUUGGUAAACCAGUCGAGAGAUAAGGGAGCGAGCUCGUGGCUUAACGCAAUACCCCUUGAAGAGCAAGGCCUAGCCAUGAAUAAACAAGAAUUCAGAGACUCCCUACGAUUGCGGUACAACAUACCUCUGCAGGAUUUACCAAGCUUAUGUGUAUGUGGAGAGAGAUUUACAAUUAACCACGCCCUUUCGUGUAAGAAGGGUGGGUUUGUAGCCCAGAGGCACGACGGUAUUCGAGAUUUUCUAACUUUGUUUACUAGCAAGGUAUGCAAGAAUGUGGAAUCAGAGCCUCGUCUUCAACCGCUGGAUAACGAACAAUUCCGCCACAGAACCGCUGUCACUAGUCCGGAGGCAAGAUUGGACAUAAAGGCAGGAGGCUUCUGGCAACGAGGAGUGACAGCAUUUUUUGAUGUUAGAAUAACGCAUGUCAACUCCAAGUGUAACCAGAACAAGCCUACGACUACCAUCUUUAAAGAGCACGAGAACGAGAAGAAGAGAAAAUAUCAACAGCGAGUGCUAGAUGUCGAAAUGGGGACGUUCACGCCUUUGGUUCUUGGUACCAACGGUGGUAUGGGAACAGAAUGCCAAAUGUUUCUGAAGCACCUUGCUGAUAAGCUUUCACGAAGGGACGGGGAACCUUACCACGCAGUCAUUUCAUGGAUUAGAACACGCUUAUCUUUUGAGAUUUUAAGAUCGGUGAACACUUGUGUCAGGGGAUCUAGAAGGCCCUUUAAGAACGCAAAUGACUUCAUAGAUGAUUUUAAUGUAAAUGCUAAUGCAGCAGAAAUUUUUUAGAUACUUUUAUAAUGGACUAUUUAUAUGGAUAAUUUUCUUUUUUAACUAUACAAUUGACAUAUUUUAAUAAAGUUCAGGUUGAGUAAAACUAGAAUGGUGCUUUGUGCUGGCUAUAAAUUUAGAUCUUACAAUUGUAGUUGCUGAAAGCCUUCCAAAUGUCAACCUUCAUUUUGAACAUAAACUGACGUCGUUGAAUCUUAAUGAGGCUUCCAUGGUUUUAACAAGGUCAGUACAGAAAAUAUUUCAAAUGCAGAAAAGUGCUGUAUAGGCGUUGCUCCGUACUACUAUGGGUAUGCAUAUAGUGUCUCCUACUCUGUAUAUUACUGCAAUAAAAUAUGUUGAAUUUUCUAGAUCAGAUCAGACGACCGUGGAAGUUCAUAAUAAGGCAAUCAUUGGCAAUGAUGGUGCUUACUCGUUAAUCCGGAGAGAAAUGUCUAAACAGCCAUGGUAAUUUUUCCGUGACCAAGUGAAAUUUCCCUGAUUCAAUGAAACGACUAUACAUUGUUCUGUAUUUAGGUACAAUUAUAAACAAGAGUAUAUCGCUCACGCUUACCAAGAACUGCAUAUUCCAGCAAAAGACGGCGGCGAGGUAGUUUAAUUUGUAAUUUUAAUUUUAACACAUUUAUUGGUCCGAAGUCUAACACUAACAUAAACUAUUCAAUUGCCCAAAAGGACGAUGUGAUCGAGGCGAUAAAUCCUAUGCAAGGCACCUCAACAAUUAUAAAAUAGAACACUAUAUAUAAUAUUAUAAAGCAAUGAAUACUAGUUACAACAUAGAGGAGAACGAACAAACAGAAGCUAAUGAUGAUGAAAAGGAUAAUUGAUAUCUCAGUUUAGUAGCAGAUCUGACAACGAGUUAUCGUACACCAUCAUCCAUCGCCUUUAUUUGAACGUUCUAUCUCAAAGUUGACUCUGUAGUGGUCGAAAAAAUUACCAAUUUUGAUUGGCAAUUUAAAUUGUUUGCAUCUCUCUUCAAGUAGUAUGCAAUGGAUCACAAUUUUCUUCAUGUCUGGCCUCGAGAUUCUUUCAUGUUGAUCGCUCUUCCCAAUAAGGUACACAAAUCAUUUUAAAUUUUAAUAAUAGAACACUAGAACAGACAAAAAUGCAUUUCCCUCUCUCUCUUGUUUAAUAUAGGAUGGUUCAUUCACAUGCACACUCAUUAUGCCUUGCAAAAUGUUUGAAUCUUUGAAAAGUGAGGUAAGAAUUUUUUUAAAUUUGGAGACCUUCCUCGGGAAGACCUUCGCUGAUGAUGGCGAGCCUUCUCUCAAUGAAUUAAUACUGCGUUAUAUUUCAAUAGAAAGACGUGUUGACAUUUUUCAACGAACAUUUUCAAGACACGAUUCCCUUGAUGGGCGAGUAAGUACCAGCCGGAGGUAACUGAACAAGGUAUUGAAUAUAUUGUUGUGCGCAAACCCUUGUUGACUUUUUGUUUCAGGAAACAUCUGGUACAAAAGUUUUUCUCCUUUCCACCAUCACCAAUGGUUUCAGUAAAGGUGCGAGACAAAUAUAAAUCACCUUAUUUCUAACCGCAAUAAAUUCUCAUACGAAAUUUCAUGUUUCAGUGCAGUCCAUACCAUGUGAAAGACAAAGUGAUAAUUAUGGGAGACGCUGCUCAUGCUAUGGUACCUUUCUACGGCCAAGGGAUGAACUGCGUAUGUUUUAUGUACUAUUUAAUUAAAGACUUUAAAACAUGAGCGGCCGGGUUGUAUCGGAUAUACAAGCUCGAGCCAAAACACACUUUAAGUUUUAUGUACAUAUUACGUAAAACGUUUGUUUUUUUAGGCAUUUGAAGAUUGCUUGAUUUUCAAUGACUAUAUGGACAAGUACAAUGACAAUUUUGGUUAGUCACUCAUCAACAUAGGAGAACGGGACUAAUGUUUUCCGGGGGGGCAGUUGAAAGUUUGCCCGAAUUUUUGUGGAGAAUUGUAAUGAAAUAACCUGAUUUUAACAUAUUUUCUGAUAAAUCUGCCCGAAUUUUCUUGAUUUUUCCUAUCAUUUGUCCGAAUUUCCAUGGUUUUUCAAUUUAUUAUUUUUUUUUUAUUUUUUUUUUGGGGGGGGGCAGUUGCCCCCCCCCCCCCUGUCUCGUACGCCUAUGCUCAUCAAUAUUGUAUCCUUGUAUAAACAUGAAUGUUGAUUUUACUCUUACUUCCUUUCAGACGAAGUAUUCGGGAAGUUUACGUUAACGCGAUGUCCAGAUGCGCAUGCUAUUUGUGAUCUUUCCUACUACAAUUACGUUGAGGUAAAAACAAAUUUGCACUGCGAAUUUUCGCUAAAAAUUGUCCCUUGGGGCAUCGCAUUAAGUGUUUUCCGCGUUUGACAUCAUAAGAAAUGAAGGUCUAUAAUUCCUUGCGAAUUUCCUUUUUAUUGUGCAAAAAAAAUUAAAUACUUUCUAACCAAACAAUUUCUUUCAGAUGCGUGCCUUACUCAACUCUCGAGUUUUCUUCGUGAAGACAUUCUUAAUCAAACUUCUAAACCGCAUGAUGCCUCGAACCUUCAUUCCGCUUUAUCACAUGGUCGCGUUUUCGCGCACUCCCUAUCAUGAAGUUGUUUUACAAUGGAAAUGGCAAGAAAAGGUACUUUAACCUUGUUUUCUGAAACCAAAGUACAGUACUUAUGACUUGUUCUUUUAGUGACGAUUUCUACGUAUGGGGCGACCGAGCCAAGAGACUGAAGAGUGAUAUGAACACUUUAAAAUCUCACAACUUGUCCUGACAAGAUGUGUUCGCAACAGGCUUGUAGCAAGCUCGUCAACAAGUUGAAACAAUGCUGUUAUUUUAUCAAGUUGCUACAAGGUUGUCACGCACAACUUGUUGACAAAUUGGUGAAUUGCAGGACGAUAACAAGUUGUUGGAACAACCUGUAACAAGUCUGUUGAGCUCAACAACGUUGUAGCAAGUUGUCAACAAGUCGUUGACAACAAGCUCAUCCUGUUAGCAAGUUUUUUGUAAGAUGUGGUGUGUUUUUGCGUGUGUAAUGGUAACAUGGCCUUGCUGUAAUUAUUACUUUUCUUUUUUUUACAGAUUGUCACUCGACUUAGCUGGAUUUGUGUAUCAGUCCCAUUUAUAGUUGCUACUGCACUAACUUUACGUAAAAUUCUAAACCACAGUUAA
Messenger RNA from Paramuricea clavata, 4265 nucleotides. The record is from the annotation of a GenBank genome assembly. NCBI's taxonomy places the organism in Eukaryota, Metazoa, Cnidaria, Anthozoa, Malacalcyonacea, Plexauridae.